AUGAGCUUUGACGGUACACAUAAUAAAUAUCCGUUAGCGGCCUCUCGAAACGCCCCUCCUAUACCCAUCAAUAACUCGUAUGGCGGCGUUGGAGCGGCUCCUGUAGGUAACGGCUCGAGUUUGUCGAGCAAUAACAUUGUGAAGAGCGGAGAGGUUAGCGUAAAAGAGGAAGGGUUGACCAGCUGGAUCUGGACACGGAAAUGGAUGGUUCUGAAGGAGCAAACGUUGAGUUUCCACAAGAACGAGUCUUCGUCCAGCUCCACUUUAAUAUGGCUUCGGGAUAUUGCGAACAUUGAACGCACUGAUAUGAAGCGAUAUUGUCUCUUCAUCGCGACGAAAGACAAGAAAUUGUGGCUUAGUUUGAAGAGCGACUCGGAGCUGUACAGUUGGCAGGACGAAAUUUAUAACCGAUCACCUCUUAUGGGCGUUAGCAACCCCACAAACUUUGUGCACAAAAUUCACGUUGGGUUUGACCCUGUUAGCGGGGCGUUCACGGGGCUUCCUGAUCAAUGGACAAAACUCCUUACGUCCUCGGCCAUCACUCGUGAGGAUUACGCGAAGAAUCCACAGGCUGUCUUGGAAGUCCUCGAAUUCUAUACGGACCGUCAGAAGCGGGAAGAUGAAGAAAUGUCGGGGAUCCCAGCACCCAGAAUGGGUCCUAGCGUGGGGGGCGACGGGCCAUCAAGUGGGCCUCCCCGUUUCCAGGCUGGAACCGGGCUGGCUGGCGCCGUGGCACCCACUUCAGGCCCGUCUCAUGUUCGCAACCAAGCCAGUGGCAGUGGAUCACCUGCUGGCACUCCUCGACCAUCCCAAAGCACAGUUCGCACCCCCAGCGAGGUUCGCCGGCCACAAAUCAAACCAUCCACAUCCUCGCCGCAACUGAACCAGCAAGCAGCAGCGACAUCGAAUACGCCUCCCGUACCAGCACCCUCGUCUCAGGAUCGAUAUCGGGGGCAGGAGUCCGAUGGUCAAGCCGAUCAAACUGGAUUAGACUCUGCAGUCCAGGAUCUUUCAAUUGAUGCACAAUCAGAAGUACCUGCUCCGGCUCGGGUGAAGCAGGAACCACCUAAACAGCAACUUAAGGCUGCUAGGCCACCUCCCCCUCCACCGUCUGCCCCUGCUGAGAAGGAUGAGCCAGAGUUGACAGGGACUGCGGCGGCGGCAGCGGCACUCGAGGGAACCAACAAACCCAAGGCGACCACCACUGCAGCUGAGAGGCGAAUCAGCACGAUGACCGAGGCACAAAUAAUGGACAAGCUGCGUAGUGUUGUCAGUAAAGAAGACCCCAAGACACUCUACAGCACCAUACGGAAAGUUGGCCAGGGAGCAUCGGGUCAUGUAUUUGUGGCCAAGAAACUCUCUGAUGGUCAGAAAGUUGCAAUCAAACAGAUGGAUCUUACUCAACAGCCUAGGAAGGAGCUCAUUGUGAACGAGAUUUUGGUAAUGAAAGAGUCUCGACACCCGAACAUUGUCAAUUUCUUGGAUUCAUACUUGCUUCGCACCGAUCUCUGGGUGGUGAUGGAAUACAUGGAAGGAGGUGCCUUGACAGAUGUGAUUGAAAAUAAUACUCUGGCCGAAGACCAGAUUUCGAGUAUCUGCCUAGAGACAUGUAGGGGUCUCGGCCACCUUCACACCCAGAAGAUCAUUCAUCGUGAUAUCAAAUCUGACAAUGUGCUACUCGACGCGGCAGGGCACGUCAAGAUCACUGACUUUGGGUUCUGUGCGAAGCUCACGGAUCAAAAAUCGAAACGAGCAACCAUGGUGGGCACUCCAUACUGGAUGGCACCCGAAGUCGUGAAGCAGAAAGAGUACGGACCCAAGGUUGAUAUCUGGUCAUUGGGAAUUAUGGCGAUCGAAAUGAUCGAAAACGAGCCUCCAUAUCUUGAUGAAGAGCCUUUGAAGGCACUCUACUUGAUUGCGACCAACGGCACGCCAACACUCAAGAAGCCGGAAACGCUGAGUCGAGAGCUCAAGAGUUUCUUAAGUGUGUGCCUAUGUGUCGACGUGAAGAGUCGAGCAACGGCAGACGAAUUACUCCAGCAUGAUUUUCUGUCCAAAGCUUGUGAUCUCUCGGGACUAGCUCCAUUGCUAUUAUUUAAGGCGAAGCAAGGUGUCGCAUGA
This is a messenger RNA of Rhizoctonia solani, 2121 nucleotides long. RefSeq names its product P21-activated kinase 1. Gene Ontology annotation, cellular component: cytoplasm. Gene Ontology annotation, molecular function: protein serine/threonine kinase activity; ATP binding. The transcript has 9 exons. Gene Ontology annotation, biological process: intracellular signal transduction; regulation of MAPK cascade; protein phosphorylation. The coding region runs from base 1 to 2121 and encodes 706 amino acids. Lineage: Eukaryota; Fungi; Basidiomycota; Agaricomycetes; Cantharellales; Ceratobasidiaceae. The record is from RefSeq and is a predicted model, not a curated record.